AUGAAUAUUCAGCAGAGCGCCAUCAAGAUUAGGUUUGCGGUAAAGUUUGUGCAAGCGAUGAAGAGGCUGAACAAGAGAAGAGGCAUGACUAUGUCCAUGUCUACGAGAUACCGGGCCACGAGAGCAGCGGCCUGCGCUUCCAUGGCGUCUGCAGUUGGGCCGCAGAGGGCGUGGAGCCGGGCCGUGCUUAGGAAGACAAAGAGGCGCCGUUUUCAAGCGAUCAGCAAAAAACGCAGACUGAUUAACCCUAGGAGAGAAAAGCUACAGGAAGAAGAUCUACGAGGGCUCGUGCCGGGAGGGAAAGGAAUGGAGUAUUGCAGUUUGUUGAGUGAAACUGCUCAUUACAUAAAAUGCCUACAAGCACAGAUACAGGUUAUGUCAGAUAUACUCAAUCAUCACUCUUCCUCUCUCAACUAA
Messenger RNA from Salvia hispanica, 417 nucleotides. Its product is annotated as transcription factor IBH1-like. The record is from RefSeq and is a predicted model, not a curated record. Gene Ontology annotation, biological process: regulation of DNA-templated transcription. Lineage: Eukaryota; Viridiplantae; Streptophyta; Magnoliopsida; Lamiales; Lamiaceae. Gene Ontology annotation, molecular function: protein dimerization activity.